AUGAGGUCUCAAGAGAAAAUCAGGUUCGGGAAUAGGUUCGACAAACACUUGCUGGAACCAUUGGGACCAAAAAGUCCAUCAACACCUGGAGUUGUAAAUCUUUCUGGAGCUGAACCUAUGGGAUUAUUUGAAACAGCAUGGGAAGAAAGAUUUCCACUUGAAACUUGGAAUAAACUUCAAAAACGCAAACUUAAACUUGCAGUGAUCCAUCCUGUAAGAAAUUAG
Clunio marinus is the source of this 225-nucleotide messenger RNA. The record is from the annotation of a GenBank genome assembly. Lineage: Eukaryota; Metazoa; Arthropoda; Insecta; Diptera; Chironomidae.